Messenger RNA from Blepharisma stoltei, 513 nucleotides. The record is from the annotation of a GenBank genome assembly. NCBI's taxonomy places the organism in Eukaryota, Ciliophora, Heterotrichea, Heterotrichida, Blepharismidae.
AUGGAUAUUAGCCAAGAAUUUUCAGAAAAACCAUCUCCGCUUCCUCAUCCAAUAAGUUUAAUACUAGUGAAAAGCACAAGAACCCGAAAUAGCAUUCCGUGCACUACUUGUGGCAUGCUUUUCAAGCUUAAAUCAGAUUUGGUUCUGCAUAGAUUUUCCAAUCAGGAGGUGAUGAUGAGCAAAGACAUAGCAAAAACUUGUUCAAAAUUAGUGGAAAAGGAAGAGUCGGACCUUGAACUUUCAGAUGACGAAGAGGGUAAAGAAUUUUUUUGUAAAGAAUGCAAUAUUGAAUUUAAGUCCAGAAAAGGAAUGAGACAACAUAUGGGGAAAGUCCAUGAUACAAAAUACAAACAUUCAAGAUGCUCGAUAUGCAAAAAAAAAUUUCGUAACAAGUAUGCUGUUAAGUUUCACUGAAAGCAGGUACACGAAAAAUCAACGCGAGCAAAAUGUGAGAAGUGUGGAAGAGUUUUUUACAACAAAUACCUUUUAAUUAACCACUCUGAAAAGUGUUAA